This is a messenger RNA of Labrus mixtus (cuckoo wrasse), 6217 nucleotides long. It is a transcript of the gene palld, whose product is annotated as palladin, cytoskeletal associated protein. The record is from RefSeq and is a predicted model, not a curated record. NCBI's taxonomy places the organism in Eukaryota, Metazoa, Chordata, Actinopteri, Labriformes, Labridae. Bases 158 to 4612 code for a protein of 1484 amino acids. The transcript is spliced from 23 exons.
AGUACGCAAUUGGACCCUGAACUCGAGAGAUCCUGCCGACUGUCUGACCAAUAAGGCUGCUCUUCUGGAAAGAGACGCUUCUUUUAGGCUCUUUUUUCACAAACAAGACAAAACCUGGAACCACAAAAACAAGGAGGACAGAUAUCCCACUUAAAGGAUGCAGGACGGGAGUUGGAACCAGCCACUCCCCAUCUCUCUGCUGCUGAAGGACCCGGCAGGAGGCGGGACUUUGGAGUGCGAUGGCGGGGUGUUUUCCGAGGCGUCCUCUGAUGGGGAACUGUACCUUGACUCAGUCACAGAGCUGGAUUCUGGAGACGGGGACUUUGCAGAUCUCACUGCCUUCUUGAACGCAGAUGAGAUCAACAUUAGCCUGGACCUGGCCCGGGAGGCCUUUGGAGACCCAUUUGAAUCUGUAGAUCCCGGCCCCUCUAAUCCUAAACCUCAGGAGCAGGCUCUCCAACAUUUUCCCUCGUUUCCUGUGGCCCCCCAGACUACUCCAAACCUCAGUAAAAACCAAAACCUGCAGCACCAGACCAAAGCCCCCUGCCCGGAUGAAACUGCAGCAGUCAGUGUCUCCUCGAGCCAGAUUGCGCCCCUCAGCAAACCCCUACAGGUGUGCAGUGAGGCGCCGUCCUCCACUGAGAAGGUGGUCUGCCACAAACCGCUCCAUCCAGUUUAUAAGCAGGACAAACCCAGACUACUUCAUGAAGGCCUGGAGCUGACCGAUCGGGCAGCAUCGGCCUCAGAGUUCUGCAGCAGAGCGGCCACAUUCAUCGAGGAGCUGUCCUCCAUCUUUAAAGGUGCUGCACAGGUAGAGCCCCUCGUAGAGGAGGACUCCUCCUCUCCUGAUAGUGGCUAUCUGACUCCAAGGAGCCGGCGACCGGCCCCGCAGGUCUCGGUGUCUGCGCCGCCUCUGCCUCCCAGCCAGCAGGAGGAGACGCAUCAAAGCCACCCAGCAGUGAACCAGGAGCCCUCGCCCGGAGGCCUGACGGGGGCGACAGCUCCUGAAGGGUACUCUGGAGGUCCGACCAGAGAUGGGUCGCUGUCUCCUCCCUGUUUCCUGCAUAAGCUGAAGAGCCAAGAGGUGGCAGAAGGAAGCCCCAUCCGUCUGGAGUGUAGAGUCAGAGGAAACCCACAGCCACUCGUCAGGUGGUUCUGUGAAGGCAGAGAGCUCCACACCUCUCCUGACAUACAGAUCUGGAGGGAUGGUGACCUGCACACUCUGGUGAUCACUGAAGCUUUCGAGGACGACACAGGACGUUACACCUGCGUGGCUUCCAACAGUCUGGGAGCAGAUAACACCUCUGCUGAGGUUUACAUCGAAGGAGCUUCGUCAUCAGACUCGGAAGGGGAAGGAGCCGCGUCAAAGUCCAGAUCCGGAAACAUGCCUCAAGUUCAGAAGAAGAUGACUUCAAUGUCCCUGACAAUACGCUCAUCAUCACCCAAAACCACAGAGGUCCUUCCUCUCCGCUCCACCCUGGUCCAGUCCCUGUCUCAGCCCCCGCAGCGGAUGCAAAGCCCUUUGUCACUGUCACUGUGUGGUGGUGAGGUGUCAGGUCCGCCGUUAUUCACUAAGCUGUUGCAGGAUGCCCAUGCAUCUGAGGGCCAGGUGGUGGUUCUGGAGUGCAGGGUCAGAGGAAGCCCUCCUCUCCAGGUCAGAUGGUACCGCCAAGGAGAGGAGAUCCUGGAUUCUCCUGAUUUUCGGAUUCUUCAGAAAAAGCCCCGAUCUGCGGCUGAACCAGAGGAGAUAUGUACCCUGGUGAUAGCCGAGGCCUUUCCAGAGGAUGGAGGCCUGUUCUGCUGCUCAGCCUCCAACCCGUACGGCUCUUUGAAGAGCACAGCCCAACUCACCGUCACUGCAGCAUCUGAGGACUCAUCCAGUAAUGGGAUGUCUGGAGAUAGCUCAGGGUUUGAGGAUGCAGCAGCCUUCCCCCCACCUCCCCCACCCACAGAAAUCAGCCUCCUGGAGCUGCCACCCAGGACGCUGCCUCCUAACAGGAAUGAGUCUUUCCAAAUCAGGGAGCUGGAGAUCUGGCCCAGUGUUUCCACCGUGCCUCCAGUGCAGAUGAGCUCAGAGGGUGAGGAUAAAGGAAAGGGAUCCACACAGAAUGGCCAACCCACAUAUCCACCGGCUCCACCAAGUCCACCCAAGGCAUCUACCCCACCUCCUCCCCCACCUCCACCCCCUCCUCCCCCUCUACCACAGUUUGACCCAAUGACAGAUGUCCCAGUCCAAGUCCAAAGUCCAGUCAAGGUGUCACCAGACGCACCUCCAUCCCCAGGCAAGCUGUCUCCACCCCCUGGGAAAGAAGGACCCCCACUGCCUACCAAGCCUAAACCGAGGCUAGCUGUGGGUAUAGAGGAGGAGACAGAAAAUUACAGGAACGCCUCCCAGCUGAAGCAGCUGCAGGACCAGAUUCUAUUGGAGCAGCAGGAAGCGGCUAACUGGCAGCAGCAACUAGACCAGCAGAACCAGGAAGCCCCGCCUCCUCCUCAGCAACCGCCUCAGGAAGAGCUUCCACCUGCUCCCCCGUCUCCACCUCUCCCCCCUCCUCCUUCCUUCCAGGAGCUGGAAAGCAACACGACCAUGCAGGCCAGCACCUUCAACUACGCCCGGCCCAAGCAGUUCAUCGCCGCUCAAAGCCCCGGCAUCGGAUCCGGCUACAUCACCCAGUCCUCUGGCUCCUCAGGGUCCAGCCUGUCCUCCCCUCUGUCUCCCCCCGCCUCCCACAAGUCCUUCAGCAGGGUCCCCAUGCCCCCCUUCACCAAGGCUGGAAGUGUGGAGUCUCCCAGCUCCCCUUCAUUCCCGCCUCCUCCUCCACCCUUCCUCAGCUCCAGUAACCUGCCCUCUCCAUCGGGCCCAGCUCAAGACUUCCCUCCCCCUCCCCCUCCUCCCCCUCUGCCCGUCUCCAUGUCUCCAGCGUACUCGGAUAUGUCCUCGCCCUUCUCCUCUGUCCCUCCAUCUCCCGCCUCCAGCUUCCUGUCCUCAGUGCUGCCCUCCACACCCUCCUCACCUGGCAGUCCCAUAGUCAACGCCCUCGGCCUCCCUAAAGGCAACGGGACUGUCAAAGCGUUCCCCAAGAAGUCCUCGGUCACCAGGACGCCUCGCAUCUCAUCUGACUCCGACAUCCAGGGGUCCAAGGACGCCGUCAUCCAGGACUUAGAGAGAAAGUUGCGCUUCAAAGAAGAGCGCAUGAGCAAUGGUCAACAGAGGUUAACCUAUGAGGAGAAGAUGGCUCGCAGACUGCUGGGUGCUGACAACGCCGCCACAGUCUUAAACACACAGGAGACAGAGGAGGAGCCGGUCACACAGGAAUACAUGCCGUCUGAAAGACAAUCUUUCCCUCAAAAGGAAUAUAAAGUUUCCAGCUUCGAGCAGCGACUGAUCAGUGAGAUUGAAUUCCGUCUGGAGCGCUCUCCAGUGGAGGAAUCGGACGAUGACGUUCAGUACGAUGAAGACUCUGUCGGCCGCGGGGUGGCGCCGUCCUUCGACCAGAAGCUCAAACACUACAAAGUCUUCGAGGGAAUGCCGGUCACCUUCUCCUGCAAGGUCCACGGGGAGCCCAAGCCAAAGGUGUACUGGUUUAAAGACGGUAAGCAAAUCUCUAAGAGGAGCGAGCACUACAGGAUCAGUCGAGACGCUGAUGGAACCUGCUUUCUGCACACUGCUGCUGCCUCGUUGGAUGAUGACGGCAACUACACCAUCAUGGCAGGCAACCCUGAGGGCAGGGUGAGCUGCACCGGCAGGAUGAUGGUCCAGGCUGUGAACCAGCGAGGCCGAAGCCAACGCUCUGCCCCUGGACACAUGCGCAGGCCCAGAUCCAGAUCUAGAGACAGUGGUGACGAGAACGAUAACAUCCAGGAGCGUCACUUCCGCCCUCACUUCCUGCAGGCGCCCGGUGACCUCAUCGUUCAGGAGGGACGACUGUGCCGGAUGGACUGCAAGGUGAGCGGCCUGCCCACUCCUGAUCUCAUCUGGCAGCUGAAUGGACAGACCAUUCGCCCAGACUCCGCCCACAAGAUGCUGGUGAGGGAAAACGGUGUGCACUCAUUGGUCAUUGAGCCUGUGACCAGCCGUGACGCAGGCAUUUACACCUGUAUCGCAAGCAACCGAGCCGGGCAGAACUCCUUCAACCUGGAACUCAUUGUUGCAGCCAAAGAGAUGCACAAAGCCCCUUCAUUUGUGGAGAAGCUGCAGAACACAAGUGUGGCCGAGGGUCAUCCAGUACGACUUGAGUGUCGGGUCACAGGUGUUCCCUAUCCCCAAAUCUUCUGGAAAAGGGAGAAUGAGUCGUUCACUCACAACACAGAUAGAGUCAGCAUGCACCAGGACAACUGUGGCUACCUGUGUAUGAUCAUCCAGCCGGCCAUGAAAGAAGACGCCGGCUGGUACACAGUGUCAGCCAAGAAUGACGCAGGCAUCGUGUCCAGCACCGCACGCCUCGAUGUCCACACUCAGUGGCAGCAGCCCAACCUCCCAAAGCCCAAGAAGGUGCGUCCCUCCACCAGCCGCUACGCCGCCCUGACAGAGAGAGGCCUGGACGUGAAGGCGGCCUUUUUCCCAGACUCCAGCCCGCUGCCCGGCGGCCUGGUGGAAAGUGACGACCUGUAGAGACCACAAGAUGGCACAAGUUGGGAUGCUGUCCCCGCAGAAAACGCCUGAAUGCUGCCCAACAACUCCAGCACUCCUGAGACAAAAAAUAACAUCAAACUAAAGGACUCAGAACUUAAGGGUGGGCAAAAGUGAGCCGGUGCAGCCGUGGUUUUCAUAUGUUUUUAUCCUCUGACACAACCCAUUAUAUCACAGAAUCAUCAUCAAGUUGUUUCUGCAAGCUUCAUUUUAUCAACUGGACCUGAGAAGUGAUUGACGAGGGAAGACUGCUCGAAAAAUACAAACUCUCAUGAGACUCUGUUUUGCAAAGGGUUGUCUCUAAGUGCCUUUCAUGUCUGUAAAGAUUUCAAGAAAACAGGUUUAGCAAUAAAACAUAAAAAUUACUUUGCAUGUUUAAGUGGUGCCAUUUGAAAUACACAGAUUAAAGCUGUAUCUAUAUGUAGAAACUUGUUCCAGCAACUUUUAAAGGAGACUGAAUGACUGAAAGCAUGGUGGCUUUGACGAAGGAGAACACACACUUGUGUCAUGAUGUCGGCUUGUUUAGCACAGUGCUGAUAUCUACAGUAUCUGACUGUAGUUGUCAUAGGUUAGCUGACAGAUAAGGAAAAGGCCGGGCCUUCAGUUAAGUGUUUUUAAGUGUUAAGUUUUUUUUUUUAAAGGAAAAGAAACAGGAAUAGAUUUUGUGGGGGAUGAAGAGGUUGAAAGGAUUGGUUUUUUUUUUUCUACCUGGGCCUUUAUUACAUAUUUUGGCUUCUAAAUGACAGACUCAUUUGUAUUGCUCCUUUAUAUUUUGUAUGUAUUAGAAAGUUAGACCCAAAAUAUGCAAUAACAGAGGCCCAGUUUGAGAAAUUUCAAUUUCCCUUUAAGGAAAGUCCGAUCAAUCUGACACAGGGAGGUGAAGUGACAGAGAAAAGCAGGUUUUUUUGUGAUGGCUUGACUUAAAGGUUGGUGAGGAAACACUUAAUUUAGGGAUGUGAGUGUCUGUGGCAGUGGUGAGGAUGACAGUUUCAAUAACCUUGGUGAUGUUGGGUCAUUUUCGCAUUUUUUUUUUUCUUUUCUGUGACGGUUUUAUUUUGAAAGUUUGAAUAGAAAUGUUCUCACUGGAGAGAGAGGGUGCUGUGAAAGGUUUCAGUGUUGUAAUCACACAGACGUCACAGAUUUGUCCAUUUUAUUUUUGUAUGAAAGAAAAGACUCAGCAAUCAUGACAUAAAUUAUAUAACAGCAACCAUUUGUCUCACUGAUAAAACAAUCGUCUCUGUAUUAAGCUUCAUAAAUAUAUUCACAGCCUUAAUCCUCUUUAGGUUCAAUGCAAACACAGUUUUCUUUGCAUGUUAUUUUUGGACACUUGUACAGUGCCAAACAGGAUGUAUAAAACACAACAUGACUCUUUCUUUAAGCCAGUGAAAAGUUAAAAAAACAAGGUAUAUUUAUAUCUAACAUUUUCAUCACCUUUGUAACAGUAUACAGAAUGGACAUCUUUCUCUUGUCUCGCAUCGGCUGACAGUUUCUGUGUUUGCACAUUUCUAUGCCAAUCAAUGCCUGUAUAUGGAUUGUUCUCCUGAUAUUAUUUUAGGUUAUGAAAGUUAAUAAAGCUCUUCAGAGACA